AUGAGAGACUCAGAAACUGUGGAAGAAUUCUACAAUCACACAAUUCUGAUACUCAAUCAACUAAGGUUGAAUGGCGAAAGUAUAGAAGAUAAAAAGGUAGAAGAGAAUAUCCUUAGAAGCCUUGCAAGGAAAUUCGAAUACAUAGUAGUAGCAAUCAAGGAAUCUAAGGAUUUAGACUUCAUGUCACUCGAAAAUCUGCUUGGAAUCCUACAAUCACAUGAAUUAAGGAUGAGACAGUUCGAUAUCUCACCGUUUGAACAAGCCUUCCAAUUACAUUCAGCAGAUGGACAAGAAAGGGGAAAAACAUUCGACAUAAAUCAACAGCAUGAUAACAAAGAAAGGUUCAAGGGAAGAAACACAACACCAGUCAAAUGUCGAUACUGCCAAAAAUUUGGCCAUAUUGCCAAAUAUAGCAGAAAACGAAUUGCAGAAGAAAGAGGAUCUACCUUUUUAAAUAUAGAAGCCAAUAAUGAAGACGACUCAAUGUUCAUGAUACUCAACACCCAAGAAGUAUCAACAGUUGAUACUUGGUAUAUAGACAGUGGGUGUAGUAACCAUAUGACAAACAAUAAAGGACUCUUUACUCAAUUGGAUGAAACUCAGAAACGAGAAGUAAGAACAGGAGAUGAUAAGAGACUAAUUGUUCAAGGGAUUGGAGAGAUCUCGAUUGACACCAAGUUAGGACACAAAAAAAUAUCAAAUGUCUACUUUGUUCCUAAUUUAAAGCACAGUCUGCUUAGUGUGGGACAGCUUCUUCAAAGGAGGUAUGAUGUUCAUUUCAGAAACAACACUUGUGAAAUAAGAGAUCCAAAUGGGAUUCUACUGGCGAGGGUCAAUAUGACCACAAAUAAGAUGUUUUCUCUCAAUUUCAAAGGGGACACCUUAUUCUCGUUUAACAUGUCUACCAAACAGAACUCUCUUUUUGGCAUCUAA
Messenger RNA from Cynara cardunculus var. scolymus (artichoke), 933 nucleotides. RefSeq lists its product as uncharacterized. The transcript has a single exon. NCBI's taxonomy places the organism in Eukaryota, Viridiplantae, Streptophyta, Magnoliopsida, Asterales, Asteraceae. The record is from RefSeq and is a predicted model, not a curated record. The coding region runs from base 1 to 933 and encodes 310 amino acids.